Molecule: messenger RNA, 5340 nt
Organism: Elephantulus edwardii (Cape elephant shrew)
Lineage: Eukaryota; Metazoa; Chordata; Mammalia; Macroscelidea; Macroscelididae
Gene: BCORL1
Product: BCL6 corepressor-like 1
Exons: 13
Coding region: 1-5340 (1779 amino acids)
Biological process (GO): negative regulation of transcription by RNA polymerase II
Cellular component (GO): nucleus
Molecular function (GO): transcription corepressor activity; protein binding
Source: RefSeq, a predicted model, not a curated record
AUGAUCUCGACAGCCCCGCUCUACAGCGGUGUGCUCAAGUGGACCAGUUCUGACCGAAUUCGCAUGUGUGGCAUCAACGAGGAGAGAAGAGCACCUCUUUCUGAUGAAGAGUCUACGACAGGUGACUGCCAGCACUUUGGAUCUCAGGAGUUUUGUGUCAGUAGCAGUUUUUCCAAGGUGGAGCUCACAGCGGUUGGUAGUGGCAGCAGUGCCCGGGGGGCGGACCCAGAUGGCAGCUCAGCGGAAAAACUUGGGCACAAAUCUGAAGAGAAAACUGACGAUGCCCAGCCUAAACUGGACUAUGCUGGAAAUGUGGCAGCGGCUGAGGGCCUCCUGGUGCCACUGAGCAGCCCCGGGGACGGGCUCAAGCUGCCCCCUCCAGAGGGCACUGAGGCUGGAGGUAGCAGGGCCGACUGCUCCUGGACACCCAGCAACCCCCAGAUGAGCAAGCCGGGUGAUUGCUCCGUCCCUGGGGCCAAGGUGCUGGACACCAGGCACAAUGUUGGGGAGAAGAACACUUUCAUUCUGGCAACUCUGGGAACUGGAGUCCCCGUGGAGGGGACCUUGCCUCUGGUGACCACUAACUUCAGCCCACUGCCCACCCCCAUCUGCCCCCCUGCCCCCGGCUCGGCCUCUGUCCCCCCAUCUGUCCCGGAUCCAUUCCAGGUCCCCCUCUCCGUCCCUGCCCCAGUGCCUCACUCUGGGCUCGUCCCUGUCCAAGUCACCACUUCGGUUCCAGCGUCCUCGUCUCCCUUAGCGCCCGUCCCAGCCCUGGCCCCGGCUCCACCAGCAGUGCCCACGAUUCUCUCUGAUUCUAACCCCCUUUCGGUUUCGGCCUCGGUCUUGGUGCCAGUGCCAGCUUCUGCCCCGCCUUCGGGCCCAGUCCCGCUCUCCGCACCCACCCCUGCACCCCUCUCAGUCCCCGUCUCGGCGCUGAUCCAGGCUCCUGUGCCCCCUUCAGCCCCCACCUUGGUCCUGGCUCCUGUCCCCACUCCGGUCCUGGCCCCCAUGCCCGAUUCCACACCCCCAGCAGCCCCUGCGCCUCCAUCUGUGCCGAUGCCCACUCCGACCCCCUCCUCUGGCCCACCCUCGACUCCCACCCUCAUCCCAGCCUUUGCCCCGACACCGGUGCCUGCGCCCACUCCGGCCCCCAUCUUCACGCCGGCCCCGACGCCCAUGCCGGCUGCCACGCCAGCUGUCAUCCCCACCUCAGCGCCCAUCCCAGCCUCCUUUAGCUUGAGCCGAGUGUGUUUUCCUACCGCCCAGGCGCCAGCUAUGCAAAAAGUGCCGCUGUCCUUCCAGCCGGGGACAGUGCUGACCCCAAGCCAGCCGUUGGUCUAUAUCCCGCCACCAAGCUGUGGGCAACCGCUCAGCGUGGCCACGCUGCCCACCACGCUGGGCGUCUCCUCCACUCUCACGCUCCCCGUCCUGCCGUCCUACCUGCAGGACAGAUGUCUCCCUGGCGUGCUGGCCUCCCCGGAGCUGCGGUCUUACCCGUAUGCCUUCUCUGUGGCCCGGCCUCUGACCUCAGACUCCAAGCUGGUGUCUCUGGAGGUCAACAGACUCCCCGGUGCGUCCCCAUCUGGCAACCCCGGCACCCAGGCCGCGCCUGAUGGGGCCCCCGGGACUUUGGCAGACACGUCCCUCUCCACCACUUCUGCCAAGGUGCUGCCCACCCCACAGCCAACUCUGCUGCCAGCCCCCAGCGUGAGCGCAGCCCCACCGCACCCCACCAAGAUGCCAGGUGGCACUGAGCAGCAAACAGAAGGGACUUCUGUUACCUUCUCGCCCCUCAAGUCGCCUCCGCAGCUGGAGCGAGAGAUGGCUUCUCCCCCCGAGUGCAGUGAGAUGCCCCUGGACCUCUCCUCCAAGUCCAACCGCCAGAAGCUCCCGCUGCCGAACCAGCGCAAGACGCCCCCCAUGCCCGUGCUGACCCCCGUGCACACCAGCAGCAAGGCCCUCCUCUCCACAGUGCUGUCCAGGUCCCAGCGCACCACCCAGGCUGCCGGCAGCGGCGUCACCUCUUGCCUGGGUGCCACGUCCUCACCCUUCGUCAUCUUUCCGGAGAUCGUGCGGAACGGGGACCCUAGCACCUGGGUGAAGAACUCCACCGCGCUCAUCAGCGCCAUUCCCGGCACCUAUGUGGGGGUGGCCAACCCAGUGCCUGCCUCCCUGCUGCUGAACAAGGACGCCAACCCGGGCCUCCCCCGAGACCCCCGCCACCUCCCCAAGCAGGAGCCCAUCUCCAUCAUUGACCAAGGCGAGCCUAAGAACACUGGUGCCCCCUGCAGCAAGAAGGGCGGCCAGGCUGGUACUGAGGGACAGCCGAGCACAGUUAAACGGUAUCCCCCAGCGCGCAUCGCCCCCGGGCUGCCGGGGUGCCAGACCAAGGAGCUGUCCUGGAAGCCCACAGGGCAGGCAAACAUUUACCCACGGUGCCAGGUCAAUGGCAAAGCCACCAGCACCCAGGUCCUGCCUGUUGGCUGGUCACCGUACCACCAGGCAUCUCUGCUUUCCAUUGGCAUCUCCAGUGCUGGGCAGCUGGUCCCCAGUCAGGGAGUGCCCAUCAGGCCCACCAGCGUGGUCUCGGAGUUUUCUGGGGGGCCACCUCUCAGCUCAGGUGAGGCUGUGCAUGGACUGCCCGAGGGGCAGCCCAGGCCUGGGGCCCCCUUUGCUCCAGAGCAGGACACAGUCACCAAGAACAAAACGUGCCGGAUCGCUGCCAAGCCUUACGAAGAACAAAUCAAUCCUGUCGUCCUGACUCUCAGCCCGCAGACGGGGACCCUGGCCCUGUCUGUUCAGCCCAGUGGGGGGGACGCCAGAGCGAACAAGGGUCCUGAGGAAUCGGAGACCCACCCCUGCCCCGACAGUGCUCCUAAAAUGGAAGGCCCCCAAGGGGCCUGUGGCCUGAAAGCUGCUGGAGACACAAAACCCAAGAACCAAGUGCUGGCCACCUACAUGUCCCACGAGCUGGUCCUGCCCACCCCCCAAAACCUGCGCAAGCUGCCCGAGCUGCCUUUGCUACCUCAUGACAGCCACCCCAAGGAACUCGUCUUGGACGUGGUUCCAAGCGGCAAGAGGGCCUCUGGCACAGAGCUGUCGCAGCUUGGAAGCCAGGUGGAUCUGGGACGAGUGAAAAUGGAGAAGGUGGACGGCGACGUGGUCUUCAAUCUAGCCCCCUGCCUCCGGGCCGAUGGCCUCCAUGCGGCUGCCCCGAGGGGCCAGGCCGAGGUCAGAGGCAAGGGUGGACAGGCCCGAGUGAAACAGGAAAGCGUCGGGGUUUUUACCUGCAAGAACAAGUGGCAGCCAGACGACGUGGCCGAAUCCCUGGCAGCCAAGAAAGUGAAGUGCGGCAAAGAGAAGGAAAGCGAAGAGCAGCCACCGCCACAACCCAAGCCCGUAGCCCGGAGUUCUCAUGGACCCAAGUGCCGAAAGCCGCCCACUGACCCCCAGGAACCAACCAAGAAGAGUCCCCGGGGGGCUUCAGAUUCAGGAAAAGAGCACAAUGGAGUCAGGGUAAAGCACAAGCACCGGAAGCCGACAAAGCCAGAGUCUCAGCCUCCAGGAAAACGAGCCGACGGCACUGAGGAGGGUUCCUUGGAAAAGAAAGCAAAGAGCAGUUUCCGGGACUUCAUCCCUGUGGUCCUAAGCACCCGGACGCGCAGCCAAUCAGGAAGCAUCUGCAGCUCCUUUGCUGGGAUGGCAGACAGUGAUAUGGGCAGCCAGGAAGUCUUCCCCACAGAGGAGGAGGAAGAGGUGACGCCCACCCCAGCCAAGCGUCGGAAGGUAAGAAAGACCCAACGGGACACCCAGUACCGUAGCCACCAUGCCCAGGACAAGACCCUGCUGAGCCAGGGCCGCCGGCACCUGUGGCGAGCCCGAGAAACACCCUGGAGGACAGAAGCAGCCCGGCAAAUGUGGGACACCAAUGAGGAGGAGGAGGAAGAUGAGGAGGAAGGCCUGGUGAAGCGGAAGAAACGGAGACGGCAGAAGAGCCGGAAAUAUCAGACUGGGGAGUACCUGACAGAGCAAGAAGAAGAAGAGCAUCGACGGAAAGGGAAAGCAGAUUUAAAAGCUCGCAAGCAGAAGACGUCUUCCCAGAGUUCGGAGCACCACCUCAGGAAUAGAAAUCUCCUCUUGCCCAACAAAGCCCAGGGGAUCUCGGAUUCGCCGAAUGGUUUCCUCCCAAAUAACCUGGAGGAGGCAGCCUGCCUCGACAGUCCAGAGAAGCCAUCAGGAAAACGAAAGUGCAAGACGAAGCACAUAGCAAACAUCUCAGAUGAGGCAAAGGGCAAAGGUCGUUGGAGCCAGCAGAAGACCCGAUCCUCAAAGUCUCCCACCCCAACGAAGCCCACGGAGCCAUGUACACCCUCCAAGUCCCGAAGUGCCAGCCUUGAGGAGACCUCAGAGUCUCCUACAGCCCGACAGAUCCCCCCAGAAGCCCGCCGGCUCAUCGUGAACAAAAAUGCUGGGGAGACCCUCCUGCAGCGGGCAGCCCGUCUUGGCUAUAAGGACGUGGUUCUGUACUGCCUGCAGAAGGACAGUGAGGAUGUCAACCACCGUGACAACGCAGGCUACACGGCCCUGCACGAGGCCUGCUCCCGGGGCUGGACCGACAUCCUCAACAUCCUGCUGGAGCACGGAGCCAACGUGAACUGCAGCGCACAGGAUGGCACCAGGCCCGUUCAUGAUGCGGUGGUCAACGACAACCUGGAAACCAUUUGGCUCCUGCUGUCCUACGGGGCCGACCCCACUCUGGCCACCUACUCGGGGCAGACGGCCAUGAAGCUGGCCAGCAGUGUCACCAUGAAGCGCUUCCUCAGUGACCACCUACUGGAUCUCCAAGGCCGGGCAGAGGGUGAUCCUGGAGUCUCCUGGGACUUCUAUAGCAGUUCUGUGUUGGAGAAAAAAGACGGGUUUGCCUGUGACCUCCUGCACAAUCCCCCUGGGAGCUCUGAUCAAGAAGGAGACGACAUGGAGGAGGAUGACUUCAUGUUUGAGCUCUCUGACAAGCCUCUUCUCCCUUGCUACAACCUUCAAGUGUCGGUGUCCCGAGGGCCCUGCAACUGGUUCCUCUUUACCGACGUCCUGAAGAGACUGAAGCUCUCCUCUCGGAUCUUUCAGGCUCGAUUCCCGCACUUUGAAAUCGCCACCUUGCCCAAGGCAGAGUUCUACCGGCAGGUGGCCUCCAGUCAGCUGCUGACCCCUGCUGAGAGGCCCGGAGGCCCGGAGGACAGGUCUCCACCAGGCUCCUCUGAGACUGUGGAGCUGGUGCGCUAUGAGCCUGAACUGCUGAGGCUCCUGGGGUCUGAGGUGGAGUUCCAGCCUUGGAGCAGUUGA